AUGUUCCGGAUCGAAGGCCUCCCUUCGAAGCUGAACCUGGAGGAGAUGAAAUGGCAUGAGGAUGUGCUCUCCUCAAUAAAGAACUUGCUCAUAGUGGCCCUGCUGUGACUCACUCCAUAGAUCUUGAAGAAAUUGGACAGCAUGCGAAGAUGGGGAGUCACAUGA
This is a messenger RNA of Jaculus jaculus (lesser Egyptian jerboa), 165 nucleotides long. Its product is annotated as mitochondrial import receptor subunit TOM5 homolog. Lineage: Eukaryota; Metazoa; Chordata; Mammalia; Rodentia; Dipodidae. The record is from RefSeq and is a predicted model, not a curated record. Gene Ontology annotation, cellular component: mitochondrial outer membrane translocase complex.